AACCAAUCAAACAGUCCGCAAAUUGUGGGCAGCAGCAGCAGCAGCCACUGCUUCCAUUGGCCCUGGCCCGAUCCUUUGACCAACCAACGAGCGAGCGCCACACAACAGCAACAACAACAACAAAAAGAACAAGAAGGACAACAACAAAGAAGAUAAACAAGCAACAAAAUGGAUCCACAACAGCAGUUUUGCCUCAAAUGGAACAGUUACUCGUCCAACUUGGCAAUAACGUUCUCCAAUCUUUUCAAAUCAGAUCUGUUAGCCGAUGUCACAUUAUCCUGCGAUGGCGCCGUUUUCCGAGCACACAAACUAAUAUUGGCCGCCUGUUCGAAAAAGUUUGCCGAUCUGUUUGAGAAUACGCCGACAAAUGGCCAGUGCGUUAUCAUAUUGGAGGCGACCACGCCGGACAACAUGGCCGCGCUGCUGGAGUUUAUGUAUAAGGGCGAAGUCCAUGUCUCCCAGGAGGCGCUCAACAGUUUUCUCAAAUCCGCCGAGAGUCUACAGGUCAAGGGUCUGUCCACAGAGACGGGCCGUUUGGCGGCACAGCAGGCGCAGCAGCAACACAUGGGUGGCGAUAGCUCACCGCUUGAUUCACCCACUGGGAGGCGCAACAUGCGCAACAGUUUAAGUGGCAGCGGUGGCGGCAACAACAACAACAACAACAGCGGCAUCGGCAUCGGUUUGGGUGGCGCCAACAGCGGCGCCAUUGCCGGCAAUGGGCUGAGCCUGGCGGGCGCACUUAGCGGCAUGGCUGCUGCUGGUGGCAUGGCUGCGGCGGCAAGCGUUGCGGCAAGCGGCCUAAGCGCUCUGGCGGCCAGUGCUGGUGCGCUGGAUCGUUGCGGCAGCGCUGGUGGCAACAUCAUUAGCGGCUCCGCGUCAAGCGUUGGUCCAAUGAGCACGGGCUCUGCAGCUGGCGUUGGUGGCGGUAAUAAUGUUGGCGUUGGCGGUGGCAACAAUGGACCCAUCAGUCUGGGCAGCAGCGUUGUCGCAAUGCAUUUAGGCGGCUCCACGGGCAGCCUAAAGCAGGAAUGUGACUCACUGAUGCAUCCGAGCAGCUCCACAUCGCUGGGCGCCAUGUCUGGCUAUGUGCCGCCAAUGUACCACCGUCCCAUGUCCUUCAACGAGCCGCUGCGCAAGCGCGCCCUACGCAGUCCCUUCGCCGAGCAGGAGUUGCGCGGCAGCGUUCUGCGCGAUGGCUCCAAAAACUCCUCGGAGUGUCCCAGCCCCAUCAAUAAGCCACCGUACCAUCGGCCCUCGUCCAGCGCCUCCUCAACGGCGCCCACAGAGGCAGACACAAUGCACUCUGAACGUGCCUCACCGCAGUCCAGCCGCUAUGAGAACCACAGUCCGAGCACCACCGCCGGCAAUGGGAAUGCGCCCAGCAGUUUGGAUCGCAUUGUGAAAUCGGAGCGGAAUAAUGGCAGUGCCAAUGAGGCUAACGACGACGAACGCGAACUGAUGGAUGAGUCAACAGAUAAUGGCGCUGAGGAUUUGCGUGUGAAGCUGGAGAAUUCAAGCUUUACGCCGCCGAAAUUCGAACCAAAUUCGAACACAUCAUCGACGACACCGAAUGCGCUGCUGGAGAAUCUAAAGAACGCGGAUGGUUCGCUCUCUGGCAAUUUGGCAGCAUCGAUAGCACCAGCUGACAUGUUGAACGUGUGGAAUGCCACCAAGAUGAACAACAAGAACAGUGUCAACACAGCCGAUGGCAAGAAAUUGAAGUGUUUGUAUUGCGAUCGUCUGUACGGCUAUGAGACGAAUCUGCGGGCACACAUCCGUCAGCGGCAUCAGGGCAUCCGUGUGCCGUGCCCCUUCUGCGAGAGGACAUUCACGCGCAACAAUACGGUGCGUCGGCACAUUGCCCGGGAGCAUAAGCAGGAGAUUGGUUUGGCUGCCGGGGCGACAAUUGCGCCGGCGCAUGUGGCAGCAGCGGCGGCGGCAGCGGCAGCCGCCAAUCAUUCACCAUAGGAAGCGGCCGCAACGGCAGCGGCAGCAGUAGUCAUGAGCGCCCACAAGGAGGCGGCUAAGCAGCGUAAACGUAAAUCACUCAAAAUGGCAUUGGAGAAGUGUAUGCAGCGGCGGGAUGCGAUGGCAUCCGCUGAGGCAGUGACUGGGGGAGAUCAUCAUCAUCAUCAUCAACAACAACAACAUCAUCAAAUUGGAGGGGGCGUAGGAUCAUCGGGCGGGGAGACGACGACAACGACGACGUCGACGACGAUGGCAUCAUCGACGGCAGCGGCGGCAUCAGCGGCUGCGGCAGCGGCACUGCUCAGUUUUGAGCAUCAGCAGCAGCAUCGGCAGCAGGUGCAUCAGGAGCUGGCGUUGCAAAUUAAGGCGGCAAUGGCCGCUGAACAGGAGCAACGUGAACAGCAGCAGCACCAGCAGCAAGCGGCGGCAGCGGAGGCGGCGGAGGCCAUGGAUACCACGGCCAAUACAACAGCAACAACAACAACAACUGCGACAACAACAACAACAGAUUGCAGCGAUGCGGAGGCAAGCGAUGUCAGUGAGGCAGCCAAGCAGGCGGCCACCACCAUGGAUAUCGAUGAGCCGAUGCGUUCGCCAGAUCCCGAGUCCGAGCUUGUUGUAGUUGAGCCCAAAAUAGAGCCGCUGUCCGACAGCGAGGAGGAGGAGGAGGCGGAGCAGGAGCAGGAGCAUGAGCAUGAGCAUGAGGAGCAGCAUCAGGAAGAUCAGCAGCAGCAACAGCAGCUGUAUGAAUCGGAAGCUGAAUUGCAACGCACGCCCACUUCGACGCCCACCAGCCCCAUGAUGAUGAUUAUGCCACACGAACCACCCACAUUGACCUCAACGCCCAAGCUCAAUGUGGAUGUCAGUGAGCAGUAAGCAAAUGAUGAUGAAAAAACA
Messenger RNA from Drosophila grimshawi, 2865 nucleotides. RefSeq names its product zinc finger protein chinmo (gene chinmo). The record is from RefSeq and is a predicted model, not a curated record. The transcript is spliced from 5 exons. Gene Ontology annotation, cellular component: nucleus. Gene Ontology annotation, biological process: regulation of transcription by RNA polymerase II. NCBI's taxonomy places the organism in Eukaryota, Metazoa, Arthropoda, Insecta, Diptera, Drosophilidae. Gene Ontology annotation, molecular function: protein binding.